Colletotrichum aenigma is the source of this 705-nucleotide messenger RNA. RefSeq lists its product as uncharacterized. Lineage: Eukaryota; Fungi; Ascomycota; Sordariomycetes; Glomerellales; Glomerellaceae. Bases 1 to 705 code for a protein of 234 amino acids. The transcript has a single exon. The record is from RefSeq and is a predicted model, not a curated record.
AUGGCAGCCCUCAAGAGUCUUAACGCUAUCAGGGCCAAGUACGUCCAGAAGCAGCAGGAGAAGGUGAGGACUGCCGCCGUCGCCGCCGCCGCUCCCGACCCGUUCCAGGCAGUCGCCAAUUGGAAUUGGGAGGGCGUAACCUCUCCUAUUCAACAAAGCCACAAUGCCGUGGCAUGCCAAUUCACCGAUGGGAGUAACCCCUCCAACGGUGCUAACUACUACGUGGCCGGCAUGUGCGCCCCGGCCCAGGGAUACAACAACGACGUCCCCAACGCCGGCGUCGUCAUGGACAUUGACGAUGCCUCCUACAACUCGCCCGACGUCAGCAUGAGCGACGUCUCCAGCGACGUCUCCAGCACCAUGUUCGACAUGGACAUGGACAUUGUCUCCGACGCCAUGGCCGACAUCAUGUCCGAUGUCCCCUGCGCCAGCCCGGAGAUCCACAUGAGCGACGCCUGGCUCGUGGGCUCGCUUUGCGACGAGGAUCACUCGGACAACAUGCUCAAGAUCCUGGCGGGGAAGAGGCGCGUCACGGGCCUGCGCCAGCUUGAGGCGUCUCAGCGACUGCGUCCUCGAGAGGCCAACAGCCGCGAGCACAUCGCCGCGAGCACAUCGCCGCGAGCACAUCGCCGCGAGCACAUCGCCGCGAGCACAUCGCCGCGAGCACAUCGCCGCAGAGAUCUCCAAGUCGCGGGACACCAUUGA